GUUUUUUUUCUCUCUUUUUCUUUCUUCUUUUCUCCUUUUCAUUGUUUACAAAUAAAACUAUGGCUGAAGCUAUUUUAGAUUUCAGUAAAGAACUCGACGUUGCCUUAUUAGAUCAAGUCGUUAUGACUUUCUUUACCGGCUCUGGUAGUGAGCAACAACUGGCUCAACAAAUCCUGACUCAAUUUCAAGACCAUGAAGAAGCUUGGACUCGAGUUGAUGGUAUUUUAGAAAAGUCUUCUGUUUCUCAAACAAAGUUUAUUGCGCUACAAAUCCUUGAAAAGUUUGUUCAAACAAGAUGGAAUAUUUUACAAGCCGAUAGUAGAAAUGCCAUUCGUUACUUUAUUGUCAAUGUUAUUGUGAAGCAAUCUUCUGACGAAAACACACUAAUUAAAGAGCGUACCUACAUCAACAAGCUCAACAUGGUUCUUGUGCAGAUUCUUAAGCAAGAAUGGCCUCACAAUUGGCCUUCUUUUAUUCCUGAAAUUAUUGCCUCUAGCAAGACAAAUCUUUCUCUUUGCGAGAACAACAUGGCCAUCUUAAAGCUUUUAAGUGAAGAAAUUUUUGAUUUCUCUGCUGAGCAAAUGACUCAAUUAAAAGCAGCUACUUUGAAGACACAAAUGCAAAAAGAAUUCUCUGAAAUUUACAACUUGUGUAGAGAAGUCAUUGAUAAUGCUGUCAAGCCAAGUCUUAUCAAAGCUACACUUGAAACUCUUUUGAGAUUUGUUCAUUGGAUUCCUGUUGGUUAUAUCUUUGAAACUGAUCUUAUUGAAACACUUCGCAGCAAAUUUUUUGAACAACCUCAAUUCAGAAAUGUGACACUCAAAUGCUUCACUGAAAUCAGUACUCUCGAAAUCACAGAAAACUAUUAUGAAAAGAUGGUCAUCAUGUUUAACAGUGUAAUGACAGCUACAAACAGCAUGAUUCCUCCUAGCACCAAUAUUGCUGAAGUAUACGAAAACAGUAAUGAUGACGAUCAAGAAUUCGUCCAGAAUUUAGCAUUAUUCCUCACUAGUUAUCUUUCUACCCACUUAAAGACUGUUGAACGUUAUCCUGGUUCUCAUGAGCUCUUGAUCAAUGCCCAUUUCUAUCUCAUCAAGAUCUCUCGUGUAGAAGAUCGUGAAAUCUUCAAGAUCUGUUUAGAAUACUGGGCUAAAUUGGUUCAAGGAUUGUUUGAAGAAGCUUCUACUGCUGGUCAUGGUGCUCCAUUAUUGGAUUUAGGCAAUAUGGGUGGAUUUAAUGGUGCAGUCAGAAAAAAUCUCUAUGUUUCUGUCUUGUCCAACUUACGUGUCGUGAUGAUUGAGUGUAUGGUGAAGCCUGAAGAAGUUCUUGUGGUUGAAAAUGACGAAGGUGAAAUUGUAAGAGAAUUCGUAAAGGAGAGUGAUACAAUUGUUUUGUAUAAAAGUAUGAAGGAAGUGCUUGUUUACUUGACCAAUCUUGAUGUCAACGAUACUGAAGAAAUUAUGACCACCAAAUUAGCUAGACAAAUGGAUGGUAGUGAAUGGUCUUGGAACAACUUGAACAAAUUGUGUUGGGCUAUUGGUUCAAUUUCUGGAGCUAUGAAUGAAGAGACUGAAAAGAGAUUCUUGGUCACUGUCAUCAAGGAAUUACUGAGUCUCUGUGAAAUGAAGCGUGGUAAAGACAACAAGGCUGUUGUUGCUUCCAAUAUCAUGUACUGUGUAGGCCAAUACCCUCGUUUCUUGAAGGCUCACUGGAAGUUCUUGAAGACUGUUGUUAAUAAGUUGUUUGAAUUCAUGCACGAGUCCCACGAAGGUGUUCAAGACAUGGCCUGUGAUACCUUUAUUAAGAUUGCUCAACAAUGUAAGCGUCACUUUGUCGUCCUACAACAAGGCGAAAAUCGUCCUUUUGUUGAAGAAAUCCUCGAUAAUGUAAACCGUAUCACAUCUGAUUUGGCUCCUCAACAAAUCCAUACGUUCUAUGAAGCCAUUGGCUACAUGGUUGCUGCUCAAACAAAUAGUACUGCUCAAGAACGAUUAAUGGCCAAAUUUAUGGAACUUCCCAACCAAGCUUGGGAAAGCAUGAUGAACCAAGCCAAGCAAAACACGGAUUGCUUAAACAAUCCAACCGAAAUUAAGGUAUUGUCCAACGUACUCAAGACAAAUGUGGCAGCUUGUACAUCUGUUGGUUCUGCUUUUAUUAUCCAAUUAAGCAAGAUCUACAUUGACUUGUUAGCUCUCUAUCGUAUUGUGGGUGAAUUGGUAUCACAAAGUGUUGCCUCCCAAGGUGUGAUUGCCACCAAAACUCCUAAAGUGCGUGGUUGGAGAACAAUCAAGAGAGAAAUCCUCAAGUUGGUAGAUUCAUAUGUCAACUGUACGACUGAAAUUGAAACUGUCAACAACAGUAUGGUUGGCCCUUUCUUGGAAGCUGUCUUGACAGACUACAACACCAAUGUGGAUGCUGCUAGAGAUGCUGAAGUAUUGAAUGUGAUUGCUACCAUCAUUGAUAAGUUACAGUCCAUGAUGACUUCGCGCGUUCAAGUCAUUUUUGAGGCUACCUUCGAACCCACUUUGAACAUGAUCACCAAAGACUUUGCCGAAUACCCCGAACAUAGAAAUGGCUUCUAUUCCAUGCUGAGAGCCAUUAACAGACACUGUUUCCCUGCUUUAUUGGAAUUAGCUCCUGCUCAAUUCAAGCUCUUUAUUGAUAGCGUCGUCUGGGGUUUCAAGCACACCAUGCGUGAUAUUGCUGAUAUUGGUCUCGAAAUUUGUGGUGAAUUGAUUGACAACAUUAGUCGUACAGAUGCGGCUGUUGCAGGUGCCUUUUAUCAAUCUUAUUUCCUCAACAUUCUUCAAGAUAUUUUCUUUGUGCUUACUGAUCGGGAUCACAAGAGUGGCUUCAAGGGACAAACAGAAGUAUUAGCUCGUCUAUUCAACUUGGUCUCCAACAAUAUGAUUAGUCUGCCUCUCUUUGAUCCUAGUCAAGUAUCUAACCCUAAUAUGUCAAAUGCUGAAUUCUUGCGUGAAUACGUGUCUACUCUUCUUCAAAAUGCAUUCCCUCACCUUCAACCCGGUCAAAUCAAGGUCUUUGUUCAAGCCAUGUUUGAAUUCAACAAUAACCCAACUAAAUUCAAACUGGAAGUCCGUGAUUUCCUUAUUCAAUUGAAGGAAUUUGCUGGUGAAAAUGCUGAACUUUAUUUGGAAGAAAAGGAAAAUGAAUUAGCAGCACAAAGAAAGGCUGAAAUGGAAAAGGCAUUAGCUAUUCCAGGUAUGGUCAAACCAUCUGAAUUACCAGUCAUGGACGAAGAUGAAGCUCUUUAAAAAAAACACGUAUUUCAAUUAUAUUGUAAUAAAAUAAAGAAAAAAAAAGAAAAAAAAAAGAAUCUAUUGCGGUAAAAGAAUAGCAGAAGAAUUACUAUGUGGAAUAUUUCGAUUAAAUGUAUUUUCUUGUUGUGUUUCUU
Molecule: messenger RNA, 3415 nt
Organism: Gilbertella persicaria
Lineage: Eukaryota; Fungi; Mucoromycota; Mucoromycetes; Mucorales; Choanephoraceae
Product: nuclear export factor CRM1
Exons: 14
Coding region: 60-3275 (1071 amino acids)
Biological process (GO): ribosomal large subunit export from nucleus; protein export from nucleus; ribosomal small subunit export from nucleus
Cellular component (GO): nucleus; cytoplasm
Molecular function (GO): nuclear export signal receptor activity; small GTPase binding
Source: RefSeq, a predicted model, not a curated record